UAGCUCGCCGAGAGCCUCUGCCGCCCGCUGCUCCGAGCUGAGCGGCAGGUUGUGACCGCUAAGGCACCUAACGGACAGCCCAUAACGCGCUAUCGACAAAUACCACUCGCUCGGCAAGCGUUGAGGCUUGCUGCAAUUCACACUGGGAGCUGCCAGAGCAGCACAGCGAAGCGCUCGCGCGCGUGGGUAAAAAAAGACGCGUCUCACGCUGUUCCUCACGCUGCGAGCGGCCGUCGCGCUGCGCGCGCCGCUGCGCCGCGUCGCCACGAUGAAGCGCGCCGCCGCCGCCGCCGAGGGUCCUAGCAAAGCCGCGGCCGUGGACCCGCGCGGCGUAGGUAAACCAGAGCUCGCGCGGAAGCCGGGCGAAGCUCGAAUCCCGAAGCGCAAGCUCGCGCUUUUAUUAAGCUACCGCGGGACGCAAUACCACGGCCUCCAGCGCCAGACGGAUCCAGCCCUCAAGACGAUCGAGGGCGAGAUGCGCGUCGCCCUCUCCAAGGCCGGCGCCGUGUCCCCGGAAAACGCCGAAGACCUCUCGAAGAUCGGCUGGUCUCGAUCCGCGCGGACGGACAAGCGGGUCUCGGCCGCGCAAAAUAUCGUCGCAGCGAAGUUGGAAGUGGAAAAUGAUGAUGUGGACGCCCUCGUAUCUCGGAUCAACGACGAGCUGCCGCAUGAUAUUCGUGUCUUCGAUGCGGUUCGAGUGACCAAAUCAUUUAAUUGCAAGCAGUCGUGCGAUCGGAGGCGGUACGCAUACUUAUUACCUUCAUGCUUGUUGGCGUCGAACGACGAGAUCGACGCGGCGUUUGCGAGUGUCGGGUAUGGUCCCGAGAAAAUCGAAGCAUGCCGAAACGCGGUCGCGCUCGCGAAGCGGGAGGGCGCGCGGCCGAGUGACUGGCAAAUCUCCGACGAGGCGGCCCGACAAGUGGCGGCGACGUUCGCGGCGUGCCGCGCGGCGCCGGACGCCAUUGAAAGAUUGCGGCAGUUCUUGCGGUGCUACGUCGGCACGCGGCGCUACCACAACUUCACAAAAAACUUAAAAAGUAGUGAUGAGCAGGCCAAAAGGUUUAUUCUCGAAUUCGACGCCGGCGACCCUAGGAUAGUAGCUGAUAGCACGGAGUGGCUCCGGCUCGAAGUCGUGGGCCAGUCCUUUUUGUUACAUAUGAUCCGGAAGAUGGUCGCCGUCGCGUCCGAGGCUUCAAGGACUGACCGAGGUGAUCCUUCGACGUUGUUGGACGGCCUGACGAGUGAUGAUGCGGUGAACCUCCAGGUCGCGCCGGGCGAAGGUCUAUAUCUGGCCGCGCCCGUCUUCGACAACUACAACAAGUACAAGGCCCAGCCGCCGCAGAAGCCCAAGCUCGAGUGGGACGCCACUCACGCGAAGCACGAUGUUAUUGAGAGAUUCCGGGUCGAGGUGAUCGAGGACGGGAUUGUCCAAGGUGGAAAGGCGGAGGCGUUAUUGCCCUGGGUGCUCUACCUCUGGCAGGUGCGCUUGUUUGGCUUUCCUUUGUCGGUAGAGGAUCCGAUCCCCGUGCCGAAUCCUACGAGUGGUGCGGACGGCCGGCUGUCGUUCUCGCCCGCCGCCGCGGAGGGUUAAGUUGAGUUAGUUACA
This is a messenger RNA of Pelagomonas calceolata, 1606 nucleotides long. The record is from the annotation of a GenBank genome assembly. NCBI's taxonomy places the organism in Eukaryota, Pelagophyceae, Pelagomonadales, Pelagomonadaceae.